Messenger RNA from Klebsormidium nitens, 1833 nucleotides. NCBI's taxonomy places the organism in Eukaryota, Viridiplantae, Streptophyta, Klebsormidiophyceae, Klebsormidiales, Klebsormidiaceae. The record is from the annotation of a GenBank genome assembly.
AUGGUGCAAUUUGUUUGCUCGAUUCGCCCAGUGCGGCGGCGCCAUGACUACAUCUACCCGGAGAUAAAUGUCCCUCAUAGUCGCGUCCCACCGCGACCCCGCAUAAGGAAGCACCCGGGGGUCCCCGGAGGCACGCUCGACGGGAUGGCCCUCACGGUGCGCGCGUGCUUCUCCGCGCCGAUCGCAUGCGGGCUGCGUCCCUCCUCGCGUGCGAAUAACCGCCGGGUGUACGUGCUGCGCGACGAGACGGCGUUCGUGGGGGUGCCCGGCACCGGGGCCGGCGGCCCUCAGACUCAUCUGCUGGCCUUCUCCGAGCGGGCCGACGCGGAGCAGACCCUGCGCGAGAUCCACGAGUUUCGAGAUGCGGAAGGACGGUGGCCCUCGGUGAGCGAGCUUCCCAGCCGCCUGGAUGCGUCGAAGGGGGAGGAGCAUCGGGAGGAUGACGGAGGGGUCACGCAGGUCUCCCUGCACGAGCUGGACGCGGAGGACGUCCCGCUGAAGGUCCUGAAGGACUACGCGCACGCCCGGGGGCUCGCCGUGGAGGUGGUGGAGAAGCGGAGGGCGAUGAUGAGCCGCCCGCGCCCGACUUACAAGCAGUACAAGCCCUACCUCGAGAAGCUCCUGCGGCUCGCCGGCCUCGAGGAUAGACACCUCUGGAUAGACCCGCAGGCGACGCUCUUCGGCCCCGCCAAGCCGGCGGAUCACAGGCCCUUCUCGGCGACGGUCAUGGAGUGCCUCUUCGAGAGUCAGCCGCUGCCCGCCUCGCGCGCCACGACGGGCCUGGCUUCCGCGUGCGCCCUCCGCAAGUCCGGGUCGCACGUGGGCAUGAUGCACCUGGAGAUACGCCUCCCUCUCGCGGACCCGGCGAGCGGGGCCCCCAUCCGGUACCGUCCCCGUCUCGGCGCCUUCAUCGUCGAGACGGCGAGGCUGACGUCGUCCGGGCGGGAGCUGGAGCGCCUGAGCGGGGCGGCCAUGCGGUGGUACUUCGAGACGGUGGACCCCAAGUUGCGCACGGACGCCCGGGCCCGCGCGGCGCUGUUCUCGGCGACAACCGUGGGGGCCGAGGUGCUCGUCCUGGUCCCCCUCCCCUUCUUCUUCGGCAGGAGCGCGGUCGGGGAGAAGCUGCCGGUGCGCGGGAACGACGUCGUGCUCGAGGUGACCCUCGCGUCGCCGGACGCCUGCACCGAGGCGGGGAGCGGGGCGCCGCCCGAGAUCGUCCCGACCUCCACCAAGGUCGUCUUCGACUCCUACGCGUCCGGGGAUCCCGGCAGCCCGCAGCUGAUCACGCAGAUGCUGUCCCAGGUGGAGCCCGUCAAGGCGGACGCCCUCUCGUCGCAGUCCGUGCAUCUGAACUUCAACCAGCCGGUGAGGCGGAUCGGCUGGUUCUUGGAGGACGCGAGGGGGGACGUCGUCGAUUCGGCGAUCCGGGCGUGCGGCAUCUCGCUGAACGGCGUGAGCUACACGCAACGGUCCUCCCCGGACGGGCUCAGGGACGAGAGCUACUUCAGGCUCCUGAACCCGUUGUUCCACGGCGGCAUGCCGCGACGGGGGUACUACUCCUUCGCGUUCGCCCUGGAUGCCUCCGACGGGCUGGAAGCAGUGGGCGACCUGGCGGGGCGGACGGGGCCGAUCCUGUACCCGCUGGGGCCCGACCCGGCCACCCCGCCGGAGCUGGUGCGGCAGCCCAACGGCGCCCUGGACCUGUCCGGGUUCACGGUCAUGCUGAACCUCAAGUACGUGGACCCGUCGGUGACGCUGCGGGGCUACCGGCUGGUGGUGGUGGCGGAGGGCUACGACGUGCUCUCGGAGCGCCUCGAGCUCUCGCACAUAUAA